Penicillium atrosanguineum is the source of this 552-nucleotide messenger RNA. RefSeq names its product nuclear transport factor 2 family protein. The transcript is spliced from 2 exons. Lineage: Eukaryota; Fungi; Ascomycota; Eurotiomycetes; Eurotiales; Aspergillaceae. The coding region runs from base 1 to 552 and encodes 183 amino acids. The record is from RefSeq and is a predicted model, not a curated record.
AUGAAGCUUGAGCACAUCUACGUUGCUUUCUACUAUCUUUUGAGUCUCCCUAUUGCUAUUGCUGGUCCAUCCUGCUGCAGAGAUGAUAUCUCCAGUGCCGCCUACCAUGACCAUAUUCUGAAUAAUUACAUCGCCAUUUGGGCCGGGGAUUCAUCGCUUAUUGGUAGCACUUUCCACUCAGAUGUUGUACUUGAAAUCGAUCGCUUCCCUUCAGCAUCUGGCAAAGGCAGCUCUAUCAUCCAUGUGUCUAACAGAACGCAAAUGACUGCCUUCGUUGAAAGAUCACGAAGCGGAUGGAAAGAAUACUACUUUGAGCCGAUCUCAUCUGUCGCCGCAAAUUUUUCAAUUGCUGUUCGUUGGAGGAUGCAUGGAGUCAUGGGAUCUAAUUUCACUUCUUUCUCUACGCCAUUGAAAGCAGGGGAUCAUGUUACCUACAAUGGAACCGACUUCCUUGUUCAGGAUCACUGCACUGGUCUUAUUCGGGAAGCCUACAUCGCUUCGGAUAAUAUUUCGUUCUUGCAUGCAAUGGGCUUGACGGCCAUAACUGUUUAG